Messenger RNA from Closterium sp. NIES-65, 1344 nucleotides. Lineage: Eukaryota; Viridiplantae; Streptophyta; Zygnematophyceae; Desmidiales; Closteriaceae. The record is from the annotation of a GenBank genome assembly.
AUGUCAGCCACUCCACCCGCGACCAGCCUGCUUCUAAACCCUCCAUUUGUCAGCGCGAAUAACAAACCACCUGCCAAUCCAACUCCAACCACUCUCACUCACUCCUCCAAAUUCUCCUCCCCGUCCACCAACUUCUCCCCCUCUCCCUCACUCACUCCUCAAUCCGCUUCCUCCGAAACCACAACAACUCUCCCACCAUCCCGUCUCUCCCCUCUCCAUACCCCUCACCUCACGCCGACCUCGGGCUGCAGCUGCUACCGCGUGCGCAACGUGUACUGCUGCAAGCAGGCCCUCUGCGUCUGCCACUCGCUCUGCUUCAACGGCUCCGCGCUCCUCUCCGCCCCCACCCCUCAGCCAACCUCAGGCAGAAACAGACAGAAUCCCGGAUCUCUUCCACCCCCCUGCCUUCCGCCUCAGUACACCCUGAACCAGAUACAGCCUUCCCCUGACGGAGCGAGCAGCAGCAGCAGUGGGAUUACAGACGUGCUGUCUCCCAUCCCCUGCAGUCGCAAGGCAGAGUUCGCUGCCUAUCUCAACAUGGCUCUUACCGAAGCCCCCAUCAGAGGAGGCCUGCACGCUGCCAGUGAGGACACGUGGCGCAAGUGGGUUGGUCCGGGGGGAGGGAACAGGGACAAGGGAGGGUCGGCAGAGUGGCGGGAUGGCAGCACGCUGCUGAUACCUCUGGACGACCCCACCACCAAUGUGGCUCACUUCAUUGGUGCGAUGAGGCAGCACGGGCAGCGGGGGUGGAUCCCCUCCGUGCUGCACAUGCUGCUGCGCAUCGCCCUCGAGCCCCUCCUCAACCACACUGCUUCCUCCCAUCACAUCCCGUCGCUCCCACGAAGCCCUCAAUCUCUAGCCGAUGCGAUCUCGCCUGAAGUGUUAGUGGGAGCGUCCACUGGUGCAGCAGCAAGCACUGGUGCCAGCAGGGGUGGUUUGGAGGUGCUAGCAGGGGCGGUGGAGUUUGAGUCAGCAUUCAGCAGGGCAUCUGAUGCACAUCCCAUGUGCUUCCAUCGCCUUGUGCUGCCAGGCUACCUCAAGGCAAUCACCUUCCCAGGGGGCAUGGAGCAGGCGGACAUGUUUAAGCACCGCCUCAAGGAGGCCUUCCCCCACCCCGACCCCGACCCCUUCCGCGCUCUGGCGUCUCCAGAAAAUGCCUCUGUGGGAGAUGCGUCUGCUGGGAGCAGUUCAGCUGAUGGUACCACUGUUCGCCUGCUGUACAUCACUCGCAAUGCAUCGCUCACACGCGGCCGCCGUGUCAUGAGUGCGGAAAGCUCCAGCGCUCUGCUCAAGCUGUUUCACCAGCUCAACUUCCAGGUACGUGCCCACUCCACCGCAAUGUGA